GAGCAAGCGAGCGAGCGAGCGGCCGCGGUCCGGUGAUCCCCGAGCGCAGCCCAGCGCGGCCGGCCGGCCCCAGUCCAGAGACCAGGGGAGCACAGCGCCACCGAGCCAAGCCGAGCGCAGCUCCCCGAAGCCCAGCGCGCGCCGUCGCCCGCGCCCCGCUCCGGGGAAUGCGCCCUCGGCGCGCCGGCCAGGGGGCGCCCGCAGCCCACCCGGGGGGAGGCGGCCCCUAGCGCCCCUGAGCCUUCCCAUAGCCCGGGAUGGGGCCCGGGGCCUCGACUGCUGACGCGCCCGAAGCCCGCAGAACCCGUUAAGCCGGGGCCGCGGCCCCAACCCGGGCUCAGGCACAGCGGCGAGAGGGCGCGGGCAGGGCCAUGGCCCCGGGGGGCCGCUAGCACGGACCGGCUCAACCGGGAGCCGCUCUGCUGCCGCCGCCGCCGCUGCUCGGGAGCCCAGGCCCCGCCGCGUGGAAGAGGUGUCUAGCCGGCUGCCUGAUUCCUGGGCCCUAGGCCCCUCCCACAAUGCCUGUCGCUGGCCUCCUCCUCUGGGCUUCCCUACUGACUGGGGCCUGGCCAGCCACCCCAACCCAGGACUACCUCCCGGCCACGCCCCGGGUCCGGCUCUCAUUUAAAGAGCUUAAGGCCACAGGCACGGCCCACUUCUUCAACUUCCUGCUCAACACAACUGAUUACCGAAUCCUGCUCAAGGACGAGGACCACGACCGCAUGUAUGUGGGCAGCAAGGACUACGUGCUGUCCCUGGACUUGCAUGACAUCAACCGCGAACCCCUCAUUAUCCACUGGGCAGCCUCCCCACAGCGCAUUGAGGAGUGCGUGCUCUCAGGCAAGGAUGGCAACGGCGAGUGCGGGAACUUCGUCAGGCUCAUCCAGCCCUGGAACCGAACACACCUGUAUGUGUGCGGGACCGGCGCCUACAACCCCAUGUGCACCUAUGUAAACCGCGGCCGCCGCGCCCAGGCCACGCCCUGGACCCAGAUGCAGGUGGUCAGAGGCCGAGGCAGCAGAGCCACCGAUGGUGCCCUCCACCCGACGCUCACAGCCCCACGCCAGGAUUACAUCUUCUACCUGGAGCCUGAGAAACUCGAGUCGGGAAAGGGCAAGUGUCCCUACGACCCCAAGCUGGACACAGCCUCAGCCCUCAUCAACGAGGAGCUCUAUGCGGGUGUGUACAUCGACUUCAUGGGCACCGACGCAGCCAUCUUCCGCACGCUUGGAAAGCAGACGGCCAUGCGCACGGAUCAGUACAACUCCCGGUGGCUCAAUGACCCUUCAUUCAUCCACGCCGAGCUCAUCCCUGACAGCGCCGAGCGCAACGACGACAAGCUCUACUUCUUCUUCCGUGAGCGGUCCGCGGAGGCACCGCAGAGCCCCGCCGUGUAUGCCCGCAUCGGGCGGAUCUGCCUGAACGAUGAUGGCGGCCACUGCUGCCUGGUCAACAAGUGGAGCACAUUCCUGAAGGCAAGGCUGGUCUGCUCUGUGCCAGGCGAGGAUGGCAUCGAGACCCACUUUGACGAGCUCCGUGAGCACCCGGCAGGCGGGCGGGGGCCUAUGGCUACUGCAGGGGAUGGCGGCCAGAUGGGUGGUCAGGGGAAGCCUGGUGCCCCCCACCCAGGAGUGGGCAGGGCCUUGGGGCUCGUGGCCAAGGUACCCUCCCAGCCCCCUCUCCUUCUGUCCCCAGAGGAUGUGUUUGUUCAGCAGACCCAGGAUGUGAGGAACCCAGUCAUUUACGCUGUCUUUACCUCCUCGGGCUCUGUGUUCCGAGGCUCUGCCGUGUGUGUCUACUCCAUGGCUGACAUUCGCAUGGUCUUCAAUGGGCCCUUUGCCCACAAGGAGGGCCCCAACUACCAAUGGAUGCCCUUCUCAGGGAAGAUGCCCUACCCACGGCCCGGCACGUGCCCUGGUGGAACCUUCACGCCAUCCAUGAAGUCCACCAAGGACUAUCCUGAUGAAGUGAUCAACUUCAUGCGCACCCACCCGCUCAUGUACCAGGCCGUUUACCCUCUGCAGCGGCGGCCCCUAGUGGUCCGCACAGGCUCUCCUUACCGUCUCACCACUGUUGCCGUGGACCAGGUGGAUGCAGCCGACGGGCGCUAUGAGGUGCUUUUCCUGGGCACAGACCGCGGGACAGUGCAGAAGGUCAUUGUGCUGCCUAAGGAUGACCAGGAGAUGGAGGAGCUCAUGCUAGAGGAGGUGGAGGUCUUCAAGGACCCAGCACCUGUUAAGACCAUGACCAUCUCUUCCAAGAGGCAACAACUGUACGUGGCCUCAGCCGUGGGCGUUACCCACCUGAGCCUGCACCGCUGCCAGGCAUAUGGGGCCGCCUGUGCCGACUGCUGCCUUGCCCGGGACCCUUACUGUGCCUGGGAUGGCCAAGCCUGUUCCCGCUACACAGCAUCCUCUAAGAGGCGGAGCCGCCGGCAGGACGUCCGGCACGGGAACCCCAUCAGGCAGUGCCGUGGGUUCAAUUCCAACGCCAAUAAGAAUGCCGUGGAGUCUGUGCAGUAUGGUGUGGCAGGGAGUGCAGCCUUCCUUGAGUGCCAGCCCCGCUCACCCCAGGCUACUGUUAAGUGGCUGUUCCAGCGAGAUCCCAGUGACCGGCGCCGAGAGAUGCGUGCAGACGACCGCUUCCUGCGCACAGAACAGGGCUUGCUGCUUCGCGCCCUGCAGCUUGGUGAUCGCGGCCUUUACUCCUGUACAGCCACCGAGAACAACUUCAAGCAUGUCAUCACACGGGUGCAGCUGCAUGUACUGGGCCAGGACGCCGUCCAUGCUGCCCUCUUCCCACCCCCAGCUGUGAGCGUCCCACCGCCCCCAGGCGCCAGGCCCCCCACACCCCCUUACCAGGAGCUGGCCCAGCUCCUGGCCCAGCCAGAAGUGGGCCUUAUCCACCAGUACUGCCAGGGCUACUGGCGCCAUGUGCCCCCCAGUCACAGGGAGGCCCCAGGGGCACCCAGGCCUCCUGAACCCCAGGACCAGAAAAAACCCCGGAACCGCCGCCACCACCCGCCGGACACAUGAGGCCUGCUGUCUGAGCCCUGCGAUGGGCCGGCCUAGUCCUCGUCCCUUUUAAUAUAAAAGAUAUAUAUAUAUAUAUAUAUAUAU
Molecule: messenger RNA, 3119 nt
Organism: Physeter macrocephalus (sperm whale)
Lineage: Eukaryota; Metazoa; Chordata; Mammalia; Artiodactyla; Physeteridae
Gene: SEMA3F
Product: semaphorin 3F
Exons: 18
Coding region: 519-3035 (838 amino acids)
Biological process (GO): semaphorin-plexin signaling pathway; positive regulation of cell migration; negative regulation of axon extension involved in axon guidance
Cellular component (GO): plasma membrane
Molecular function (GO): chemorepellent activity; semaphorin receptor binding
Source: RefSeq, a predicted model, not a curated record